AAAUAGCCAGUGAGCUGCCAGGUCCGGUAGCGAUGCCUGGAGGAGUUGGGAGUGGCCAGGUGAGAAUGGCAGGUGCCGUGUCAGGCCGCGGUGGGAAGAGGAGAUCAGGCGGAAUGGACUUUGAUGAUGAGGAUGGUGAGGGACCCAGCAAAUUUUCAAGAGAGAACCACAGUGAGAUUGAACGACGCCGGCGUAACAAAAUGACCCAGUACAUCACUGAGCUGUCAGACAUGGUCCCUACCUGUAGUGCCCUGGCCCGAAAGCCCGAUAAGCUAACCAUACUACGUAUGGCAGUCUCCCAUAUGAAGUCCAUGCGGGGGACAGGCAACACUUCUACUGAUGGGGCGUACAAGCCCUCUUUUCUCACUGAACAGGAACUGAAGCACCUGAUUCUGGAAGCAGCAGAUGGCUUCUUGUUUGUGGUGGCGGCAGAGACUGGCCGAGUCAUCUAUGUGUCGGAUUCUGUGACUCCAGUGCUGAACCAUCCCCAGUCAGAGUGGCUUGGCAGUACCCUGUAUGAGCAGGUUCACCCAGACGAUGUGGACAAGUUGAGAGAACAACUCAGCACUUCAGAAAACUCAAUGACAGGACGAAUUCUGGACCUGAAGACGGGGACCGUAAAGAAGGAAGGGCAGCAGUCUUCCAUGAGGAUGUGUAUGGGCUCCAGGCGCUCCUUUAUCUGCCGCAUGAGGUGUGGAAGUGCGCCACUGGAUCACAUCUCCCUAAAUCGUCUGUCUAACAUGAGAAAAAGAUACAGGAACGGCUUGGGACCAUCCAAAGAAGGAGAGGCUCAGUACUCUGUGGUGCAUUGCACUGGGUACAUCAAAGCCUGGCCCCCUGCAGGCAUGACCAUACCAGAAGAGGAUUCAGAGGCGGGUCAGACAGGAAAAUACUGCCUGGUGGCCAUUGGGAGACUGCAGGUAACCAGCUCUCCAGUCUCCAUGGAUAUGAAUGGCCUGUCAGUUCCAACAGAGUUCCUCUCACGUCACAACUCGGAUGGUGUCAUCACGUUUGUUGAUCCACGGUGCAUUAACGUCAUUGGUUAUCAACCUCAGGUAAGCUCUUUAGGAUUUCACAACUUCCUUCUUGUAGAAGAUGCUGUGUUGCUCCUUCAGAUUUUCAGAAACUUUGUUAGAGAAUGCUGACUGGUACAGUCAAAACUGGUUAUUUUCUUUGGUCAUUAAAAAAGCCGCUAACACUG
This is a messenger RNA of Poecilia latipinna (sailfin molly), 1201 nucleotides long. Its product is annotated as aryl hydrocarbon receptor nuclear translocator 2-like. Bases 33 to 1145 code for a protein of 370 amino acids. Gene Ontology annotation, cellular component: transcription regulator complex; nucleus; cytoplasm. Gene Ontology annotation, molecular function: DNA-binding transcription factor activity; protein dimerization activity. The record is from RefSeq and is a predicted model, not a curated record. Lineage: Eukaryota; Metazoa; Chordata; Actinopteri; Cyprinodontiformes; Poeciliidae. The transcript has 9 exons. Gene Ontology annotation, biological process: regulation of DNA-templated transcription.